ACAAUCAAGGCUUCGGAAAUGUUUCGGAAAUAUUUGAUGAGAAAAAGUUUGCCAAAAAAAUCUCAAGUCUCGAAUCGUGCACAUGGUGUUUUUUGUUUCAUUGGCCGUGAAUCGAGUUAUGAUGAUGAUGGAUCGAUGUUCGGAAACUGAAUCCAAUUGUAGUGAAAGUUCGUUAUCGUCGUUGCGUUCUUCGAAAAUGUAUGUAAAAAGUGGCUACCUAUUAUUGAAUCCAAAUGAUCGUAUACUGGAAAAUCGUUUCGAAUCGAUUGUCUCAAAGCAUACACAAUUCUCAAAUUUAGAAUGCCUAAAGACCAUCAACAUGGAUGACAUUUUUUUCAAACUUCAACAAUUGAAAAUUCGAACGAGAAAUACAUCAAACAAUGAACUGUCGAUGAUGAUGUAUAACAGGGAAAAUAUUGGCCUGACUGAAGAAGACUUUAAACUUGGCAUCGACGUCGAUGAUGACUAUGAAAAUGUAAAAGAUAUUUCCCAACAAUUCAAACAUGUAUUCGGUACAUCAAUCGGUGAUCAUCAUCAAAACGAAAACGAUGAACCUUAUCUUCAAUUUGAUUUACCUUUAAUUGAACAACGUAAACGAUUGAAUAAAAAUGUGAUGAAUCAUCGAACGAAAGAUUUACAAUCGAAAACUACACUAACCGAUGAUAUUGAACAACAACUGAUGAUCAAACCAUUACGGGUAUCGCGGCGACAACGAAAGAAAAUUCUUUGCGAACAGCGAAAACGUUCAUUGCCACAAUGGUUUAAUAUGCCACGCGUGGAAGAGAUUAGCAAAGAAAUGGAAAAAGAUCUAAUGGCAUUGAAAAUGCGUCGUGUAUGGAAUCCGAAACAAUUUUAUAAAAAAUCAAGUCAGAUUUCGGCUGGCAAUGAUGAGAUGGACAAGAGGUCCAAAUAUUUCCAGAUUGGUACCGUGCAGCAAACGGCUAGUGAUUAUUAUUCCGGACGAUUAACACGUCGCGAGAGGAAACAAACUAUUCUCGAUGAAUUAAUGUCCGAUGCUCAAUUGAAAGCGUUUAAUAGACGUAAAAUGCAGAAAGCAAUGACAAGAAAUUCACGAUUGAAAAUGAUGAUGCAACGUGCCAAAUUACGACGAAUGAAGAAAAAGAUUCGAGAGAUGAAGCAGAGAAAAGUAAUUGCAAGCCAACGAUUCAAUCUGGAUUGAUGGUUGACAUUGUUUCCUGUUCAAGUUGAGCCUAUUUGAUCACCAAUUGAAUGUGGCAAUCCCCAUUACAUUGAUGUUUGUAUUGUUCAUAU
Molecule: messenger RNA, 1272 nt
Organism: Dermatophagoides farinae (American house dust mite)
Lineage: Eukaryota; Metazoa; Arthropoda; Arachnida; Sarcoptiformes; Pyroglyphidae
Biological process (GO): RNA processing
Cellular component (GO): nucleolus
Molecular function (GO): RNA binding
Source: RefSeq, a predicted model, not a curated record